CAGCAGGCGAGGUUAUGCACCACCAGAUUCCACACAGCUCCAAGCCAAACCAGCCAGAGUUGAAGGUCAGUCUCCGCUACCCACUUGUCUGCAGCUUCUUGUAUGCGUCUCCAUUUCUUCUUCUUCUUGCUCUCUCCACGCCUCGAGCACGUACAUAAAUUCCAUUGCCCACUUGCCAUUCUCGUAGAAAAGCAGCUCCCCUGCACCCUCCUAAUCCCAACUAGUGUAUUUGUACUGUGAGUAUGCCGCACGCUGGUGAUUAGCUAACUUUACCCAUCUUCAGCUUUGGUGAAGAGGCACAGAGAGAGAGAGAGAGAGAGAGAGAGAGAGAGAGAGAGAGGGGAGAAGUAGAGAGAGAAAGAGAGGGACUUGCAGAAGCUGAACGCAGACUUGUGGGACAGAGCCCAUUCCCAAGCUCUGGAAAUGGCACUACAACAAGCAAGUAUUCUUCAAGUUCCGUUUUGCACUCUGAAAGGCAGCAGAACAAUUUCUACUUUACUUUCUAGCUUCAAGACUCCAUUGAAGAAUACAGAGAGAUGGUUUAGUGUCUCCUCAAAUAUUCUGCAGGCACAUCAGCGGGGUACGUAUAUGAAAAGCAUUGUCGUUGGAGCUUCUAAAACGUCUCAUAAUCCCAAAUUUGUUGGUGGAAAGAAAGAGCAAGAUGAUGAUAGUAGUGAUUCUGAGUACGAGGAGCAAGAUGAUGAGGCGAAGGACAAUGACCCUCACCUCAUGGAUUCUGAAGAGAGGCAAGAGUGGAGAAGGAAAAUUAGAGAAGUGAUCAAUAAAUAUCCUGAUGUUGAGGAGGAGAUAGACCUUGACGAGAGGAGGAGGAAGAUGCAGAAGCUCCUGGCUGAUUAUCCCCUCGUUGUGGAGGAGGAUGAUCCUGAUUGGCCUGAUGAUGCUGAUGGUCGGGGUUUCAAUUUGGACCAAUUCUUCAACAAAAUCACCAUAAAGAACGUUAGGAAGGAAGAUGAUGAAAAUUAUGACAGCGAAAAUGAAAUUGUGUGGCAAGAUGAUAAUUAUAUCCGCCCCAUCAAAGAUAUCACUACUGCUGAAUGGGAGGAAGCCGUUUUCAAGGAUAUUAGUCCUUUGAUUGUUCUUGUACAUAACCGCUACAAGAGGCCAAAAGAGAAUGAAAAGAUCAGGGAUGAAUUGGAGAAAGCCGUGCACAUAAUUUGGAACUGCAGACUACCUUCACCAAGAUGUGUUGCAGUUGACGCUAUUAAGGAGCCUGAGUUGGUAUCUGCUCUGCAAGUUUCCAUCUUUCCAGAGAUUAUCUUCACUAAAGCUGGCAAGAUUUUAUAUCGUGAAAAGGCUAUUCGAACUGCAGAUGAGUUUUCAAAGAUUAUGGCGUUCUUCUACUAUGGAGCAGCCAAGCCACCUUGUUUGAAUAGCAGUGAAGAUAGCCAGGAAACAAUUCCAUCUGUUUGAAUAUAUUGUAUAGUACAUCCAUAGUCCAGCUUAGUAAUUCUUAUUACUCUUAGCUUUUCUUGCAGUGCACGUCAUUGCAGAAGGCUGACAAUUUUGAUGUAGCACACUCGACUGUUACUGUUGGUUUACUUAUGAACAGUUUCGAUGGAAAGCAAGUAUUACAUAA
Messenger RNA from Syzygium oleosum, 1597 nucleotides. RefSeq names its product thioredoxin-like fold domain-containing protein MRL7L, chloroplastic. Lineage: Eukaryota; Viridiplantae; Streptophyta; Magnoliopsida; Myrtales; Myrtaceae. The record is from RefSeq and is a predicted model, not a curated record. Bases 424 to 1431 code for a protein of 335 amino acids. Gene Ontology annotation, biological process: regulation of DNA-templated transcription; chloroplast organization. Gene Ontology annotation, cellular component: chloroplast stroma. The transcript is spliced from 6 exons.